Messenger RNA from Colletotrichum scovillei, 1999 nucleotides. Its product is annotated as ribose-phosphate diphosphokinase. The coding region runs from base 42 to 1517 and encodes 491 amino acids. Gene Ontology annotation, biological process: 5-phosphoribose 1-diphosphate biosynthetic process; ribonucleoside monophosphate biosynthetic process; purine nucleotide biosynthetic process. The transcript has 3 exons. NCBI's taxonomy places the organism in Eukaryota, Fungi, Ascomycota, Sordariomycetes, Glomerellales, Glomerellaceae. Gene Ontology annotation, molecular function: magnesium ion binding; ribose phosphate diphosphokinase activity. The record is from RefSeq and is a predicted model, not a curated record. Gene Ontology annotation, cellular component: cytoplasm; ribose phosphate diphosphokinase complex.
GCGAACCAAAUCUUUUCGCCUUUCGCAUUCUUCUUUUCAACAUGCGCGGCACUCUCAUCUUCGCGGGCUCCUCCUGCCCAGUCCUCACUAAUCAGAUAUGUGAGAACCUGGGCAUGGCUCCUGCCCAGGCGGAGCUUACCCAAUUUUCCAAUGGCGAGACGAGCGUGCGAAUCUUGACCAGCGUCCGCGAAAAGGAUGUCUUUGUCGUACAGUCCGGCAGCGCCAAGGUCAACGACACCAUCAUGGAGUUGUUGAUCAUGAUCUCGGCCUGCAAUGGCGGCUCAGCAAACAAGAUCACUGCUGUGCUUCCGUACUUCCCCUACAGUCGCCAGUCGAAGAAGAAGUCCCACCGGGGUGCUAUCACAGCAAGAAUGCUUGCCAACCUCCUCGGCGUGGCCGGCGUUAAGCACGUCAUCACCGUCGACCUGCACGCUUCCCAGAUGCAGGGCUUCUUUAAGUGCCCGGUUGACAACCUGCACGCCGAACCCCUCAUCGCGAGAUGGAUCCGGCACAACGUGCCCAAUUGGAAGGAGGCUGUUGUUGUGUCCAAGAAUGCGGGCGGAACCAAGCGUGUAACAUCGCUUGCGGACGCGUUGAAGCUCAACUUUGGCAUGGUCACAACAGAGAAGAACCGGAAGGGAACGAACAUGACAUCGAGCAUGAUCAUGCACCACCUGGACAAUCUCGAUCGGGAACCCGUGUUGGAGACGACGCGUGAGCCACCCAGACCUUCCACACCUCCCGCUGCACCUGGUCGGGCUGCCAGGAUUAGAACCGACGCACACGGUUCCCCUCAGUUCACCAGCGCUCCGCGAUCUCACCCUCGGUCAAUGGACGACCGGCCUACGACACCCACGCAGUCCAAGCCUGGCGACGGGUCGGUUGACGAUGACGAGGAGGAGGGCGACGCGCAGUACGAUGAUCGUCGCGCCCAUGAGGUUACGCACGGCCGACUGGUUCAGGGUCACAUAGUGGACGACGACUAUCCAUCGCCGGCUGCAUCAACCGUCAGCGGCAGCGUCCAGGGCGACGACCCCAUGACGAUGUCGCACGCAUCGUCGUUCUUUGCCCCUGAGCCCCAUGCCCUGGGAGGUUCCGGAGACGCGGCCCCAGAGUCGGACGAAGAGGACGAGGUCCUGAAGGAUCCCAAGGUCGAGCACAUGAUCACGCUGGUCGGCGAUGUCAAGAACAGAACCGUCUUCAUCGUUGAUGACAUGAUUGACAAGCCCAACUCAUGGAUCGCCGCUGCCGAGACAGUCGUCAAGAAGGGCCGCGCGAAGAAGGUCUACUGCAUGGCCACCCACGGCGUGUUCGGCGGCGACAGCCUCGACCAGCUUCAGGCGUGCGAGUGCAUCGAUACCAUUCUCGUGACCAACAGUUUCCCCAUCCCCGAGGAUCAGGCCAAGCGGUGCCCCAAGCUUGUGGUCCUGGAUCUCUCCUUCCUCCUUGCUGAGGCGAUUCGCCGUAACCACUACGGCGAAUCAAUCUCCCCUCUGUACCAACACAUUCUGGACUAAAAAGAUUUUCCGGCGAGAGAGCGUGCAAGGAUUGUCUCGGUUACAGUUCGCCUGACACGGCUUCUUUUUCUGCUUUUCCCUAUCUUGGACUGGCUCAAGGAUUCUCUUCUUUUCUUUUUGAGUUCCAGUAUGUGUGCGGCAUACUCGGGGGAGAAAGGCAUUUCAGCGCGGCGUUCUGGGCUACAACGGCAAAGAGUGGAAUGGCCAAAAGAUGGUGGCAACCAAAAAAAUACGCGUUCCUAAGGAGACUUUGGUAGGUCUUGAACAUCAACACAAAGCAUGGUCAGUAUUAGACAUGAAUGAUGAAACUUUGAUACCUUUUUUUCAACCGGGCCGCCAUCUAGUAUGGCGUGUGCGCGUGUUCCUCAACUGAUACACCUUUUUUUUUACCUUUACCUGAUGGAAGACUGGGCUGCAUCCAUUGCAUCACCCUUUCUUACCUUUCACACACCAACGAUGCUGUUUUCUGAACAGCCGGGGCC